Erythranthe guttata (spotted monkey flower) is the source of this 3538-nucleotide messenger RNA. The record is from RefSeq and is a predicted model, not a curated record. Lineage: Eukaryota; Viridiplantae; Streptophyta; Magnoliopsida; Lamiales; Phrymaceae.
UCUCUCUCAUCUCUCUCUCUCUUCACGUACAUACAAGCGCAUGUAUCUAUCUACAAUUGAUGCACAUAGGCACAAUCUCGACUGAUCGUUUUCUGGAAUAGCGUUCGGGAAUAUAGCUUUUGAACCCUAGUCACAAACCCUUAAAGCAGACGCGAGAUAAAAAUGGAGUGGAACCCCGAAACCCUACAAUUCCUCUCACAAUGCUUCCUCAACACCCUAUCUCCGCUGCCGGAGCCCCGCCGCCGCGCAGAAGCGGCUCUGGCUGAGGCCGCCGAUCGUCCUAACUACGGCCUGGUAGUUCUUCGGCUGGUUGCCGAGCCCUCCGUCGAUGAGCAGGUCCGCCAAGCGGCAGCUGUUAACUUCAAAAACCAUCUGAAAGCGCUUUGGUCCGUUCAGCCCGACGACGGAGCACAAAUCUUUGUACCGAAGCUGGAAAAGGAACAGAUUAAAGCUUUGAUUGUCACUCUAAUGGUAAAUACCUCACCGAAAAUUCAAUCUCAGCUUAGUGAAGCUUUGUCUAUUAUCGGGAAAUAUGAUUUCCCUAAAGCGUGGGAGACUUUGUUGCCUGAUUUGGUUGGAAUGUUGGAUAAGUUGAGUCAGGCAAAUGAUUAUGUUUCAGUUAAUGGGGUUUUAGCAACUAUUAAUUCGUUGUUUAAGAAAUAUAGAUAUCAGUAUAAAACAAAUGAGAUGUUGCAAGCUUUGAAAUAUUGUCUUGAUAAUUUCGCUCAGCCGUUGUUGGAGGUGUUUAAGCGGACUGCAGGAUUUUUAGACCAGGCUGUGGGUUCUGGUGCCGCAAAUGCUAGGGUGCUCAAGGAUUAUAUAGAGUCGCAGAGGUUGUGUUGUAGGAUUUUUUAUUCAUUUAAUUAUAUGGAGUUGCCAGAAUUUUUCGAGGAGCAUAUGGAAGAAUGGAUGAUUGAGUUCAGGAAGUAUUUGACGGUAAAAUAUUCUGCUUUGGAAGAUAAUGGGAAUGAUGGGGUUACUUUGGUCGAUGAGCUGCGAGCUGCUGUAUGCGAGAAUAUUAACUUGUAUUUAAAGAAAGACGAGGAGGCUUUUCAGAGAUAUUUAGGUGGGUUUGUGGAGGCAGUGUGGGCGCUUUUGGUGGUCGCCUCGAAUUCUCCUAGUCGGGAGAGGCUGACUGUGACUGCUAUUAAGUUUUUAACUACGGUUAGUACGAGUGUUCAUCACACGUUGUUUGCAGGGGAUGACAUUUUGCAGAAAAUUUGUCAGAGUGUUGUGAUUCCCAAUGUGAUGUUAAGGGAUGAGGAUGAGGAACUUUUUGAAAUGAACUAUGUAGAGUUCAUAAGGAGAGAUAUGGAAGGCAGUGACCUUGACACAAGAAGGAGGAUUGCUUGUGAACUCUUUAAGGGAAUUGCUUUGAAUUAUAAGGAGAGAGUUACUCAGAAGGUUUCUACUCAGGUGCAGUCUCUCCUGGCCUCGUUUGCACAGAAUCCAGCCGUAAACUGGAAGCAUAAAGACUGUGCUAUCUAUUUGGUUAUUUCUCUUGCCACAAAGAAAGCUGGUGGCAGUAUUAUUUCCACUGAUCUUGUUGAUGUUGAGAGAUUCUUCGGUGAUGUUAUUGUGCCGGAGCUGCAAAGUCGUGAUGUGGAUGGAUUUCCAAUGCUGAAAGCUGGGGCAUUGAAGUUCUUCACCAUGUUUAGGAAUCAGAUCUCGAAACCUGUUACGUUGGCGUUGCUCCCUGACGUGGUUCGCUUCCUCGGCUCUGAUUCAAAUGUUGUUCAUUCAUAUGCUGCCAUCUGUAUUGAGAAGCUUUUUAUGGUCAAGGAUGAAGGGGGAAGGGCAAGAUACUCAGCUGCAGAUGUCGACCCGUUUCUGCUUGUGUUGAUGACCAAUCUUUUUAGUGCCCUUCAGAAGCCUGACUCCGAGGAAAACCAGUAUGUGAUGAAGUGCAUCAUGAGAGUGCUUGGAGUUGCCAAUGUUUCGCACGACGUUGCUUUACCUUGCAUCAAUGGUCUCGUGUCGGUUCUAAACAGAGUCUGCGAAAACCCAAAGAAUCCCAUCUUUAACCAUUAUAUUUUUGAAUCCGUGGCCCUUUUAGUCAGACGGGCUUGCGAGCAGGAUCCAUCAAUCAUUACAGCUUUCGAAACUAGCCUACUUCCCAGCUUGCAGAUGAUCUUAUCCAAAGAUGUUAGCGAGUUUUUCCCUUAUUCAUUCCAACUUCUGGCUCAACUCGUUGACUUGAAUCGAUCUCCUUUACCAGCUAAUUAUAUGGAUAUUUUUGCAAUACUCCUCCUACCUGAAUCAUGGAAGAAGUCUGCAAAUGUUCCAGCCCUUGUCCGUUUGCUCCAGGCCUUCCUCAGAAAGGCACCAAAUGAGCUAAAUCAGCAGGGGCGAUUAUCUAGUAUCCUUGGAAUAUUUAACACGCUAGUUUCAUCUCCUAGUACUGAUGAACAAGGAUUUUAUGUGCUCAACACUGUGAUUGAAAACCUUGGAUACGAUGUAGUCUCUCCAUACAUUAGCCAUAUUUGGGUUGCUCUGUUUAAACGGCUGCAGUCCAAUAGAACUGUGAAGUUUAUCAAGUCUCUUGUUAUAUUCAUGUCACUUUUUCUGGCGAAGCAUGGUCCGCAGAAUCUUGUUGCCUCAGUGAAUACCGUUCAGCCUGAUGUUUUCCGUACAAUUUUGGAGCAAUUUUGGGUACCUAAUCUUACUAGGGUUAUAUGUGAGUCUUUGCCUCCAUCAGAUACGAAGCUUUGGGGGAAAAUGCUCGACAGCAUUGUUACACUCAUUUCACGGCCAGAAGAGGAAAGAGUGGAAGAGGAGCUUGAUAUUCCAGAUUUUGGUGAAACUAUUGGUUAUGGUGCCACGUUUGUCCGAUUGUACAAUGCUGGGAGGAAAGAAGAGGACCCUGUGCGAGAAAUAAACGAUCCUAAGCAAUUUCUGGUUGCAUCUUUGGCUAAUUUAUCCGUACGUUCCCCUGGAACAUAUCCCUCAAUCAUUACCGAAAAUCUUGAACCAGCAAAUCAGGCUGCAUUGUUUCAACUCUGCAGCUCCUAUAACCUCACCGUUGUUUGAGGCAAACGUUUGUCCUUUGGAAUGAUGUUUCAAAUGAUGAAAAUUUGUCUUAGUUACGGAGUCUGGUCCUUUUCAACGUUUGUCCUUAAAUAUCUACUGCUCUUGCAUCCAAUCAUCCAGAUUAUCAACCAAGUGUUCUUCAACAUACACUUAUAUAUAGCCUCUCUCCUUUUCGGUGCUUUUCUGUAAAGGCGAUUGAAGAAACAAGUACUUUUGCUGCAGCUGAGUGUCAUGUUCUAGUUGUUAUGAAGGUUAGGUCUUGAUAUUCUCUGGUUUUGCUUUAUUAAUCAUUUCCAGCCGUGAAAUUAGUUAGUUGUGCCAUGCAUGAUUUUGUUGCUUCAAUUCAAUCAUGUCUCUUUCGUCUCUUCUUUAAAUUAGCUUUCGGCUCAAUACACGAUAGUGGGAUUGUGCAUUGGAACUCGAAAAGUGUGACCUUAAGAAACUAUUGUUACCACACUAGAAUUCAAAUGACAUGCACAUGCGUAACACAAAAUUAUUUGUUGUCCGA